GCCGGUUAUGAGGGCAGCAUUGAUCUGGCUUAUGAACUUGCUACACUUCACUUUAUGCUAUGUGGUAUCUUCAAAGGAGUUCAUCAGCAAACCAAAGAACAACUAGAGCCAUUGCCUACAAUCCUCAAGGCCCUAGCAGAAGGCCUCCCUGUCCCAGAAUGCAUCACUCAGGAUCAGAGUCAGGAAGAGAGUGAAGAACCAGAGUACAUGUUUCCUAAGGACAUGAGAAAUUUCCGUCCUCUUGUGAAAAAGUGUCAAUCGCUCAGCAGCCUAAUGAGGGAACAGCUGGUACCCCUGCCAAGGAUUGAGGAAAGGGGAAAGAAGAACAGACGUCAUGUGACCCGCACACAGAGCGUUCCUGCACAGAGCAGACCAGGACGAGAGCGCAGGACAAGGGCAGAUAAUAACUCAGUGGCUGAUAAAAAUCAGGAGGAUAUUGCAAACACACUGUAAAGAGAACACCACGGCUUCGACAAUCAUCCACUCUUCCCAGGCGAAAGUCCACUGUCCCAUGGUGCAGAAAUGAGGACCAUCAUCUCAUUGAACCAAAGAGUGAGGAAGAAGAAAGCCAGGAGAUACAUCUGCAGGAGAUGAGGGGGCAGAUUGCUGAGAAUCUGGGUAAGCAGAAGGACCUGGAGGGGCAGCUUCUGAUCAUGACAGAGAAGGUGCAAGAAGUCAUGAACCAGCUGGCUCGAAUGGAAGAGAUGUACCAUGCAUUACAGGCUGAGAUGACUGAACAGAUGAGCACAAUGCAGAAGAGGAUUGAUGUCUUGGAGAAGAACUCUGCAGAAGUAAAAAAAGAGAAAAAUGAACAGAUAGAAGUUCUGGAGAAGCACCUAUCAUCUUUCAAGAAGAACUGCUGGAAGAAACAUGAACAUUUCACAAACCCCCACAGGGAGGAAGAGGACAAGAUUGAGAAUGCUUGUGAAAACACAGAUAUCAUUAUGGAUUGCGCUAUGACAAAUAAUUCAGAUACUGCUUAG
Messenger RNA from Staurois parvus, 983 nucleotides. Lineage: Eukaryota; Metazoa; Chordata; Amphibia; Anura; Ranidae. The record is from the annotation of a GenBank genome assembly.